Molecule: messenger RNA, 2568 nt
Organism: Hirsutella rhossiliensis
Lineage: Eukaryota; Fungi; Ascomycota; Sordariomycetes; Hypocreales; Ophiocordycipitaceae
Product: alpha/beta hydrolase fold domain-containing protein
Exons: 3
Coding region: 1-2568 (855 amino acids)
Molecular function (GO): hydrolase activity
Source: RefSeq, a predicted model, not a curated record
AUGAACAAGCUCAACACAACAUCCGUCUCCCUGGCCGUCACGCCCACGGUGCUCUCUACUCUGUUCUCCCAUUAUCUCAAACGGAAGCCCCUCAGAGAACGGCCGACGGCUCAUCUAUCCUACGACGAAGGCCUGCAUCUGAUUCGCUCGUUCCUGGACUUUGCCUCACAUCACACCAUCGAAGAACUGCAAGCAUUCACGGCCCAGUGGGUUCCGCAUCCUCAAUGGGUAAAGGUCGACGACGCGACCGUCCCGGAGCAGCAGCUGGACCGCUCGGCCGAGCUGCUCCGGGAAGAGCUGGGGCCCGAGGGCAUCCGUCAAGUGGGCGGGCAGCUGUGGUGGCAAUGGAGGAACACCAAGUCAUCUCUCGAGGCCGAAUGGAUCGAGAUGCGGACCGAUGCUCACCAGCGCAAGAAGACCGGUGAUCCCGGAAGGCGCGUCAUGAUGUAUAUUCAUGGCGGCGCAUACUUCUUCGGAAGCGUCGACGAGCACCGAUACCAAAUGCAGCGCCAUGCUCGGAAGCUCCAGGCCCGCAUCUUUGCUCCCAAGUAUCGGCUGGCUCCGCAGUUCCCCUUUCCGUGUGGCCUUCAGGACUGCUUGGCUGCAUACCUCUUCCUUCUCGAAACCCACCAUCCAAGCACCAUUGUCCUGGCCGGAGACUCGGCGGGGGCCGGAAUGGUGGUGUCCAUGCUGUGUGUUCUACGCAAUCAAGGCAUCGCCCUCCCCGCGGGGGGCAUCCUAAUCAGCCCUUGGGUUGACCUGACGCAUUCUUUCCCGAGCGUUGCAGGCGAAGCGCCGUUUGACUACAUCCCGCAGGCGGGUUUCCAUCACAAACCGUCGCGGGCAUGGCCGCCCCCAAACAGUGACGAUGUCCAGAUGCUUCGGGUGGAAGCAGUCAAGGAAAACGACGGGCACAAGAAAUCGGCCAACUCAUCUGAGCUCCAGGCGAAACAGCAAGCUCCCAUCGUUCCCAAAGCUGGGGCAUCAUCAAACGAACCUGGCGGCCAUGCGGCUACCACCGGCGGAAUCCAUACGGACACGGAGAGGUUUCUAACAGUAAUGAUUGCAGGCGAGCUGAACACUGUAAAAGACCAGAUACAGAUGUAUACUACCAACUCGCUACUGUCCCAUCCACUCGUGAGCCCCGUCAUGCAGCCGACGCUUGGGGGCCUACCUCCGUUGUUGAUCAUGGUUGGCGGCGGAGAGAUAUUGCGGGACGAGCAGAUCUAUCUGGCUCACAAAUGCGCCAACCCGGAGAAAUACGCCCCGUCACCGGAAACCCUUACCGGCAGAGGAAGAGAGCUCCUUGAAAAGUACAAGCCGACGGAUGUCCAGCUUCAAGUGUGGGAUGACCUUUGCCAUGUCGCCCCGACGCUCAGCUUCACCCGACCGGCCAAGCACAUGUACCGGUCCGUGGCCCAGUUCGGGGCUUGGGCUCUAGCCCGAGCACAGAAGACAGGGAUCGACAUUCUGGACGACGGAAACAUAUCCGUCAUCACGAGUUCUGGGUCGGACAAUGAGGCCCCGGAAGAGGACAAAAAGAUGGACGAGGAAGAGGGGACCGCACCUGGCCAUGUUGGCAAAGCAGGCGAUCCCUUGCCGCCAUUCAAGAAGCAUAUGAUCCGACAGCGCAUUACCCGCCAUGGCGCCACCUUGCCUCUAGCCCCUGAAACCGAGCUGCCUGGAUGCUGUGUAAAGUCCAACGAAGUCGGCGUCAUCAAGGAGGGGCCGGUCAAGAAGUGGAUGGCCACGAAGAGGCAGUGGGAUGCGAGAUAUGCUGCAGCAAAGGCGAAGGUCCACAAGAAGAUCAUCAAGGACAUUGCUACCGGGUUUAAGGAUUUUGGUCCCGGCGAGCACCCGCCACCCAGCGCGCUAGCUGGACGACGAGUCGAAACCGAUCCGCCGGAGAAGAAGAGGACCAAGAGCAUCGGCCUGUCCCUAUGGUCGUCUUGGGGCUCGAAGCACGACGAGGCGACGGUGGAGCGAGAGCAGAAGGCAGAACAAGGCCCGGAGAUGCAGUCAGUAACCGGUGCCGAGGGCCAGGGAGCGAGGUCCUACGCCGACAUUGAGGCCCAGCAGCCUGCUUCGCCAGCCGCCGAUGCGACAGGCCGCAGCCGCUCCCGCCGCCGGACCGUCGUUGACGAGAAUCAGACUGGCGGGGAUCAGGUGGGUGAGGACACACCAGUUGCCACGUUGUUGACCAUGCGGCGGGCGAAGGAAAGCUCUCCUGGGCUGCUGAGUCCUACUUCCGUGCCCGAGACUGGAGUUGCCGGGAAGCGGCCAUUCAUCGGCGGGAUCGCAAUGCCCUUUAGUCUGGGCAAGGACGCAGACACUGCGAGCAUGGUGACCUUGAACUCGUCCGUGAGCCCUGCGAUCAGCCCGGGACCAGUGGAUUCGCGAACGGACCUCUCGGCCAAGCCGGAACCUGCAAAUGAGGCCAGGGCAGAGCAGCUGCUGGCGGCAGGGACGGAGCGCCCUGGGCUUGAAUCGGUCGUCGGGACCGAGGCCGGCGCGUCAAAUAUGGAGAAAGAGAUGGACAAUGUGAAUGCGGCUAGUGUUGGUGUUUGA